AAACCACUGUAUGUAAAACCAGUUUUAAAAAAAUGUGUUUUUGAUAAAUGAGUUCACUAAAACAAAACAAGGUACAUGCAGAGAAGAAGCUCAGUGACAGUUUAUCAGCAUAAAAUUAUUUGAUUUUUUGUCUUGAGACAGGUAUGGUCCCAAAAUAAUUAACUAAAUGUAAGGAUGGAAAUGUAACAAAGAAUUAGUCCAGCAUUUUAAAGAUUAACAAACAACUAUUAUUUAUUUUAAUAACACCUCUGGUACUUGUUUUUUUUAAAUUUUUUUUUUCUUCCCCUUUUUUCUUUUGUUAGUUGUGUGUGUGGGUUCAGCUCCACCAGUUGAUUUCCAGAGUAUGGAUUGCUCACCUCCAAGACGGAUCCAUAGUAAAGAGAUGUCCUGUAGGAGCAACGCUGCAGAAGCCAUUGAUUAUUCAGAAAGGUCAGCCCCCAAAUGUGUGCAGCCCCAUAAAGACCCUCUGCUGCAGCUGGUGUCCCUGCAGAAAGCGUCUGGCAGCUGGAUGCUUGAUGAAGAUCUGGCUGCUGUGCUGGGAAAGACCAAAGAGGAGGUGGAAAAGGCAAAACCAGAAUUGGUCAACAAUGAAGUGUGGGCCUCCAUUCUGGCUCUGAUUUGGCUUCAUGCUUUUAAGAUGGAUGCAAAGGAGGAGUGGGAGCUUCUGUCUAUGAAGGCUGCAUCAUGGAUUAAAGCUCAGAACGCUCCAUGUGUGUCGGAGUGUGUUGAAGCUGGAAAUAAACUGUUGGGUUGCAGCGUGAAGAAAGAAGCUCUGAGCCUCUGAGGUUUUCCAUGAACAGCCUUCAGCUUUACUAUGGAAACUAUGCUGCAUUUGUUGAGGAUGUAAUAGUUCAUUGCUGUUCUUUCUGUGUUUAGUUAUAAUGUUCAGCCUUUCUGUGCUUUAAGCAGUUUUAAAAAGCAAAGACACCAAAGAUGUGUAAAUAUUAGUUAAAUGGUGAUUUUGUAACUAACUCACAAGCUGGUUUUCUGGACCAGUUGCAGUCAGGUUUAUUUGUAAUGUACAUCUUGUCAAAUAAAGCACUGUACUUUUGAAUUAUGAG
This is a messenger RNA of Poecilia latipinna (sailfin molly), 1061 nucleotides long. RefSeq names its product von Willebrand factor A domain-containing protein 5A-like. The transcript has 7 exons. Lineage: Eukaryota; Metazoa; Chordata; Actinopteri; Cyprinodontiformes; Poeciliidae. The record is from RefSeq and is a predicted model, not a curated record. The coding region runs from base 344 to 784 and encodes 146 amino acids.